Aspergillus vadensis CBS 113365 is the source of this 1039-nucleotide messenger RNA. RefSeq lists its product as uncharacterized. Lineage: Eukaryota; Fungi; Ascomycota; Eurotiomycetes; Eurotiales; Aspergillaceae. Gene Ontology annotation, biological process: autophagy of mitochondrion. The coding region runs from base 374 to 904 and encodes 176 amino acids. Gene Ontology annotation, cellular component: mitochondrial outer membrane. The transcript has 2 exons. The record is from RefSeq and is a predicted model, not a curated record.
CUCUACUUCCUAUCUCGCACAAACAUCUCCUGCUUCUCUUCGUACAAUACACCCUUCCUCCACAAACAUCUUCCACCACAAAUCACCCAGACCAGGGUAUCUACCUCUCAGACUAACCCCCGUGACGUCACCGUACGCAUACCGAGGGCGCAACUCCAGAACAGCUGAGAACCAUAACCAUAAUAACCACAACCUGCAGCGCCCUUCCAGGCCCCUCUCAUUCCAUCUCAUCCUUAUAAUUCAUUCCUCCAAACCCAUCCCAUUACCGAACAACCAAGACGCUAAUAACCACUCAAUUGCCUCACCACCCUCCUCUCCCAAACAAACCCUCUCCUAUCCUACCCAUCGCAAACCACAAUCGUCGCAACCAACAAUGGCCUUCCUCCUGAGCCGCACAACAACCACUCUCCUAGGCACCGGCCUCGGUGUCGGCCUCUCCCUAUCCCUCCACCCACUUUCCCCCUUCCGCGCACCCCCAAUGCAAUGCCAAUACACCGCUCCCUACUACCGCCCCGAAUCCCAAAUCUCCCCGGACUCCGGCUGGGCCAUGGACUCCCAGGACCCGUUGCUGCGUAAACAAGGCACUACCAGAAACUCGAGUCAUAAUACUGCUGGUGGCGGGAUCCUGACGGCCUCGAACAUGCGCCAGGUCAGUCUGGGCAGCGUGCUGGGGUUGGUUGUGGGUGUGGGGUUGAGGGCGUUUUCGAGAGUGUUGGUGGUGCUCUUGGGGAUGGGGAUUGUUGCUGUUGAGUGGGCUGCGGCGAGAGGAUAUAAUCUGCUUCCGGUCAACACGGUGCAGAAGUACUUUAAGCGGGUGGAUCUGCAAAAGACGGUGUCACGUCAUAUUCCCUUCAAGAUUAGUUUCGGGGCUACGAUGGGGUUGGCUGCGUUUGCGCAGUUCUAGGUAGACUAUGUUGAAAUAUGCGGUAUCAAUGUGAUUUGGUGGUAUCGCAUCUCGAAGAAUCUAUGUAUCUUGUCUAGCGAAUGAAGAAACACCGGGCUUACUACGCUCCAAUUGCUGCAAUAAGUAUUCCGUGUU